GACCGAUCCAUUUCGUUCUCCUCCCCCUCCCCCUCUCUAAUCACCCCAGGCAGCGAAGGGAUGCCACUGCCCCCUCCACGGCCAGGCAGCCUGGUGAGGAGCCUGCACAGUGUGUCCGCUGUCUCUGGGCUCGGGGAGCACCUGGGGAGCCGGAUGGAAGUAUUUGGAAGUGAUCCUCAAGAUACCAGCUCAAAUCCCAAAUAUUUCUGAACAUCGUAUGUUGACAUUUGUGUCUCUAGAUUAUUGCUGGUAUGGCUCUUCCACCUCCAGACCCACAGUUUGUUCUACGGGGUACUAGUGCUGAAGUCCAUACUCUACAUUUUUAUUGUGGAGGCCAAGAACCCGAUUACCCCAUUCUCUUCUCUGGGUCUUCCAAUGGGCUGAUCCAUGUCUGGAACCUGAAGACACGCAGGGUCGAUACAAUUCUAGAUGGCCAUGGAGGAAAAUCUGUGUACUGGGUGGAAGCAAUCUAUGGCAGAGACAGGCUCCUCAGCCAGGGUCGUAACCAAAAGAUCUGCCUCUGGGAUUUGGCAGAAGGAAGGAACACAGUGACAGAUUCUGUUUUCACUGAGAACGUGGGAUUCUGCAAAUGUUCUCUGCUGAAGGUGGCACAGGGACAUUGGCUAAUGGCCAUGCCAGGAAAAGACCUAGAUGAGGUUCAGGUUUUGGAGCUGCCAUCCAAGACAUCAGUCUGUACCUUGAAGCCAGAGGCGGAUGCCAAACCGGGCAUGCCCAUGUGUCUGAAGCUAUGGCAGCCUGACUUUGGUUCAUGUCCUUUUCUUCUGGCUGGCUAUGAGGAUGGAUCAGUGAUUCUGUGGAAUUUAUCAGGGGGAAAAAUAUUAAGCCGACUUGCUUGCCACCAGGAGCCAGUGAUGAGCCUUGACUUUGACUCUGAAAAGACGAAGGGGGUCUCGGGCUCAUCUGAGGAGGUGCUUACCGUCUGGAGCCUCGAUGAGCAGCAGAAUUUAAAGGUUCAGAAAACACACAAACUCGUCAAUGCUGGGAUUGCUGAUGUUGCCAUCCGCCAGGACAAGAAGAUCCUGGCAACAGCAGGGUGGGAUCAUCGUAUCAGGAUCUUUGGCUGGAAGAAACUGAAGCCCUUGGCAAUACUGGACUACCACACAGCAACUGUCCACUGUGUAUCCUUCUCAGAUCACAGUAGGCCAAGUGAAAGACUGCUGGCAGCUGGCUCAAAAGAUCACCGCAUUAGUAUCUGGUCAAUCUAUAAUCAAACCUCAGGUGCUUUGCACUGUCCUUUGGAAACUCGAAAGCCGGACUGAUAAACCAGAAAUUGUUGUGUGAUUAAAAUCUGGGGAUGGGGAAGUAUUAAACCAUCUGCAGUUUGAAUGCAAGUCCCCAGAAGAACCUAUUCACUAUAGAAAAUGUGUUGUUGUAGAAGGGAAAGCUAAUGCUAGGAAGGGAAGAAUGGAUGAUCAUGCAGUUAAGGCAAAGGCCUACCAGAGAUGAAUUCUGUUACAUCCUCUGCCACAUGCUUCUUUUGGCAAAUUGUUUUGAUUCUUUGUACCAGUUUUCUCAUCUGUAAAAUGGAGAUAAGUGCUGUCACUCAGGCAUGGUGUGGUCUAGAGUACACUGGUUUCCAAAUCAUAUUGAGAUCCUUUAAUGUACGUAAGUGCAAAGAAUCAGUUUUAUGUGAACUUGAACCCAUUAAACCAUCCAUAGCAGUU
Molecule: messenger RNA, 1685 nt
Organism: Trachemys scripta elegans
Lineage: Eukaryota; Metazoa; Chordata; Testudines; Emydidae
Gene: GNB1L
Product: G protein subunit beta 1 like
Exons: 8
Coding region: 252-1280 (342 amino acids)
Molecular function (GO): protein binding
Source: RefSeq, a predicted model, not a curated record